AUCCAGGAGCAACUGCAGAAAAGCCAUGGCAGGGCUGGCAUCGCAGGGAUGGAGGAUGCAGGAUGCAGGCAGGGCCUCCCUGGGGUACCGCUAUGUCCCAUCACACGUCACCCCCCCUCUUUGGGGCCCUCCUGUCCCUUGGGCCAUGAGGGAUGCUGCGGUAACCCCAUUUCGGCAGCUCGGCCGCUGGGUACCAGGACGCUGCCUCCAUCCUGGUCGCUCACAUUCAUCGGAGCCAAAUCCCCCGGGAGCAGCGGGGGGGGGGAGAAGGACGCUCCCAUUAUCCGGCUCCUGCCGUGUCGGAGGCAGCUGGACCAGCCGUGCAUUAAUAGAUUACACAGAGGAUCCGGCAGCGUCGGGAGCAGAGCGGGCAAGGCCGGGGCUGUGCCGAGCCGGCAGGGACGGACACGGCCCCCGCUGCCCACUGACACCUUCUCCAGCACAGCCCCACAGAGCUCCCGGGUGCCGCUAUGGAUGAGUGGGACCUUCCGCAGUGGAAGAAGGAGGUGGAGAGCCUCAAGUACCAGCUGGCCUACAAGCGGGAGAUGUCCUCCAAGACAAUACCCGAGUUCGUGAAGUGGAUUGAGGACGGCAUUCCCGAAGACCCCUUCUUGAACCCGGAGCUGAUGAAAAACAACCCCUGGGUGGAGAAGGGCAAAUGCAGCAUCCUCUGAGGGACCCUCCCCUGAACCCCCCGUUAUCCCCUCGCUGAAUGUACUUUUAUAUUAGCUAGCUUCCUAAUAUGACAACCUGAACCAAAACCCAACCCUCAGUUUUGUCUUCUUAUUUUUAGUAGUAGAAGCGUUGCUAUUUUAUACAGGGGGGGACAGGGACAGCACAAGGGGGUGGGCAGAGUGGUGGGGCAGAGCAGUAGAGGUAUCUCCAGGCUUAGGCUGCAGUUCCAGCCCUUAGAUCUCCCCUCUGUCCCUGCUGCUGUUUUUCAGCUUGGAAAGGAAGAGAACUUCUUUUAUAAAGCAUAUUCAGGGAUUUUAAAUACUCUUUUGUACAUUGCAGGGUCUCCUUUUUGCAGCCAACCAGGCAAAACACAGCAACGAAGGGUUUAUAAAUGAAAUAAACAGAACAAGACUCCAUGGUUA
Strigops habroptila (Kakapo) is the source of this 1097-nucleotide messenger RNA. RefSeq names its product G protein subunit gamma 13 (gene GNG13). The record is from RefSeq and is a predicted model, not a curated record. NCBI's taxonomy places the organism in Eukaryota, Metazoa, Chordata, Aves, Psittaciformes, Psittacidae. Gene Ontology annotation, biological process: sensory perception of taste; phospholipase C-activating G protein-coupled receptor signaling pathway. Gene Ontology annotation, cellular component: heterotrimeric G-protein complex. Gene Ontology annotation, molecular function: G-protein beta-subunit binding. Bases 471 to 674 code for a protein of 67 amino acids. The transcript has 3 exons.